AUGGCUCCGAACGAUAAACAAAACGGAAAUAUCUUCGAUACUGCUAUCGACACUGCCAAGGCAGGAAUUGAGAAUGUGCGCGAGAAGGUCAACGAAGCCACUAAGUCUGAGGAAGAGAAGGAGGCAGAGAACAAAACCACCACUGAAUGGAUUGGUGACAAGAUUACAGGCGUCCACGAGGCCACAAAGACGGAGGAACAGAAGGAAGCAGAGAAGAGCAUCCCUGAAAAGAUUGGAGAAAAAAAUUCAGACGUACGAGAGAAAGUGAAAGAAGCCACCAAGUCUGAGGAACAGAAGGAAGCCGAGAAGAGCACCAGUGAAAAGAUUGGUGACGCUCUACCCGAAUCGGCGACGGAAGCCGGAUCAAAACUUGGCGGCAUGAUAGAUUCAGGCGUGCAAAAGGUUAGGGAAUCCAUCAGUCCCAGCGAUGAUAGUGAAAAGAAGUAA
Messenger RNA from Cylindrotheca closterium, 447 nucleotides. NCBI's taxonomy places the organism in Eukaryota, Bacillariophyta, Bacillariophyceae, Bacillariales, Bacillariaceae. The record is from the annotation of a GenBank genome assembly.